This is a messenger RNA of Lates calcarifer (barramundi perch), 8413 nucleotides long. It is a transcript of the gene col14a1a, whose product is annotated as collagen, type XIV, alpha 1a. Gene Ontology annotation, molecular function: protein binding. Gene Ontology annotation, cellular component: interstitial matrix. Lineage: Eukaryota; Metazoa; Chordata; Actinopteri; Centropomidae. The transcript has 48 exons. The coding region runs from base 257 to 5947 and encodes 1896 amino acids. The record is from RefSeq and is a predicted model, not a curated record.
GAAGAAGGAAAGGGUUGGGACAGGGAGGAAUAGCUGGAGGGAGGGAUGGCUGAAUAACGAGGAGAGAAACACCCACUCCGGACUGACCGAAUUGUAUCCGGAGAGAGGGAGUGAGAGAAAGAAAGAGAGAGGGGAGAGGAAAGAGUGAGAAGGAAGAAGGACCCUUUGGGAGGCAACAACAGAAGCGGCAGCAGUCUUUCUGGUAUUCAGAGGAUUUCCUUUGGGGAUAAAAAAAAAAAGAGGACGCUUUGAAUUGAUGACUGGAGAGCGUGAUCUUUCCUCUCUGCGCAGGUCUAGGCUGGUUGUGAGGAUGUUGUCAACAGGGCAGAUGAGGUGGUGUUUGUGGGCUCCGCUGGUGUCACUGGCCAUAGUUUCCAGUUUCCCCAGUAAGGCACAGAGUCAAGUUCCGGCUCCAAGGAGGCUGCGUUUCAAAGAGCUGAGCUCGAGCAAACUUCUUGUUUCAUGGAAGGAACCCAAAGGAGACUUUGACAGCUAUCUGUUCCUCUACAACAGCAUACCAGGUGGUCAGCAGAGGGAGAUCAUAGUGUCUAAAUCCGACACUAGGGUGUUGAUAACAGACUACAACCCCUCCAAAGACUACAUUGUCAGUGUCAUUGCUGUCAGUGGCAGUGAGCAGAGCAGAGCACUUCAGGGCAGGCAUAAAGCUGAAAGAGGUGAGAGUGAUGGAGGAGACAAGACUGAGCCCCACAGGCUGACUGAUUCAGUUGUACCUCCAGAGGAUGCCAACGAGAUCUCUGGAGUCGAUCAGUUUGUGUGCCACACCGAAGCCAUCGCAGAUAUCGUGAUCCUGGUGGACGGGUCCUGGAGUAUCGGUCGGCUCAACUUCCGGCUGGUCCGCAUGUUCCUGGAAAAUCUGGUCAAUGCCUUCGAUGUUGGCAUUGAUAAGACAAGGAUAGGUCUGGCUCAGUACAGUGGUGAUCCCCGGAUAGAGUGGCAUCUAAAUGCUUUCUCCACUAAAGAUGCUGUUAUUGAUGCUGUCAAGAACCUGCCUUACAAAGGAGGAAACACUCUCACAGGCCUUGCAUUGACCUAUAUCCUGGAGAACUGCUUCAAACCUGAGUCCGGCUCACGGGUUGGUGUGCCCAAGAUCGGGAUCCUAAUCACGGACGGGAAGUCCCAGGAUGAUGUUAUACCACCCGCACACAGCCUGCGCAACGCAGGGGUUGAGCUGUUUGCUAUCGGUGUGAAGAACGCUGAUGAGAAUGAGUUACGCUCCAUCGCCUCAGAGCCAGAGAACACUCACGUCUACAAUGUGGCCGACUUCAACAUCAUGAGCUCCAUAGUGGAGGGUCUGACCAAAACAGUGUGUGAACAAGUGGAGCAACAAGAUAAAGACAUCAAGGAGAAGCAGGUACCAGAGGAUAUCGGAACGCCACUUGACCUGGUGACGUCAGAGGUCACAGCCCGGAGCUUCAGGGUCUCAUGGAGCCAUGCCCCCGGGAACGUAGAGAAAUACAGAGUGGUUUAUUAUCCUGUGCAGGGAGGAGAACCACAGGAGGCUGUAGUGGACGGCAGCGAGACUUCAGUGGUGCUAGAGCAUCUCAGCUCUCUCACCGAGUACCAGCUGGCUGUGUUUGCCGUGUAUGCAAAUGAGGCGAGUGAAGCUCUGAGAGGAUCGGAAACAACCUUGGCCCUUCCUACAGUAACAGGCCUGCGGCUGUUUGAUGUGACUCACAGCACCAUGAAAGCGAGAUGGGACAGCGUGGAUGGGGCCUCUGGCUACAUGCUGCUGUAUGCACCUCUUACAGAUGAUGGAGACUUAGAUGAGAAGGAGAUCAAGGUAUCAGAUGCAGUUACAGAGCUGGAGCUGGAUGGGUUGAUCCCUCACACUGAAUACACUGUCACUGUUUAUGCCAUGUAUGGAGAGGAAGCCAGUGACCCUAUUACAAAUCAGGAAACUACAUUACCGCUGAGUCCUCCCAGUAACCUCCAGUUCUCUGACAUCACCCAUAAUUCCGCCCACAUCAGCUGGGACCCCGCGCCAGGAGGGGUCAAAGGUUACCGCAUCAUGUGGAUCAAGACAGACGAACUAGUCACAGAGAAGGUGGAGGUCGGCCCAGUGAGCUCCUAUGACCUCAGCAAGUUGAUGUCCCUGAUGGAGUACUCGGUGGCCAUCUUUGCCAUGUACGACAACGGCCAAUCAGAGCCACUCACUGACGCAUUCACCACCAAUCCAGUUCCUGGUCCUCUGAAUCUACGCUCCAGUGAUGUCGGCACAGAAAGCUUUGCAGUCAGCUGGGAUCACUCAGCUGAUGACAUCGUCCUUUACAGACUCUCUUGGGCACCGUUCACAGGUGGUGACACAAAAGAGGUGGUCCUGAGUGGAAGUGAUAACAGAUACAUCCUGAACGGUCUGAAUCCGUCUACUGAGUAUGAAGUUAUGCUGACGGCUGUGUUCAACGACGAAUCAGAGAGUGACACCGUCUCGGUUAUAGAGACCACAUUGGCCACGACAACAACGAUUGCCACCACAACCGCAGUGGCACGUCAGGCUGUGAGAAACCUUAAGCUGAGCGACGAGACCACCCAGAGCUUAGAGGCAUCGUGGGAGAUGGAGGACCCCCACGUGGAGAGCUACAGGGUCUCCUAUGGUAGCCUCAAGGACCACAAUGAAGAAUCUGUGUUAGUUCCCGGUGGUCAGAGGAGAGCUGUGCUUCAGCCUUUACAAUCAGACACACAGUACAUGGUGACAGUCACGCCAGUGUACACGGACGGACAAGAUGGCAUCAGUGUCUCUACCCUGGGAGCCACGUUGCCCCUCUUGUCUCCUGGAAACCUCCGUGUGUCAGAGGAGUGGUACAACCGGUUCAGGGUCACCUGGGAUCCACCUCAGUCUCCUACAGAGGGUUACAGGAUCGUCUACCAGCCCAUUUAUGUUUCAGGUCCAGUUUUGGAGACAACAGUGGGUGAAGAUGUGAACUCCAUGCUUCUUCUGAAUCUGCUAAGUGGGACUGAAUACAGUGUUCAAGUGACGGCUUCCUACCCUACAGGACAAAGUGAACCACAGCUAGUGAAUGCUAAAACAUUGUUCCUCGGCGUCUCUGGCUUGUCGACCUACCAGGUGCGCUCCAACAGCAUGUGUGUCCAAUGGCAGCCUCUCCUCCAUGCCACAUUAUACAGAGUCUCCGUACAGUCUACACUCAAUAGUCAAAGGCAAGAAGUGAGCCUUGGAGGUGGUGCUUCCCGACAGUGCUUCUAUGACCUCACGCCCAGCAGCCAAUACCAGAUCAGCGUUCACACGCAGAUGCAAGAAAUGGAGGGACCUUCAGUCUCCAUCACUGACAUGACCUUGCCAGCACCCACUCAGGCUCCGACUGAACCACCCACCACAGAGCCCCCUCCCACCAUCCCGCCUGCUAAGGAAGUGUGUAAGGAGGCCAAGGCUGACUUGGCGUUCUUGGUAGACGGCUCCUGGUCCAUCGGAGACGACAACUUCAUGAAGAUCACGCGUUUCCUCUACAGCACCAUGGGAUCGCUGGAUCUGAUUGGACCAGACGGCACCCAGGUAGCCAUUGCUCAGUUCAGCGACGAUGCUCGGACAGAAUUCCAGCUGAGUUCCCAUGGCAACAAGGAAGCGCUGCUGGAAGCCAUUCAGAGGAUCAGAUACAAAGGAGGAAACACCAAGACAGGUCGGGCCAUAAAACAUGUGAAAGAGUCCAUUUUCACCACAGAGGCCGGAGCCAGAAGGGGCGUUCCUAAGGUCCUGGUUGUCCUGACUGAUGGACGUUCGCAAGAUGAUGUCAACAAAGUGUCCAAGGAGAUGCAGAUGGAGGGCUAUAUCAUCUUUGCCAUCGGCUUUGCGGACGCAGACUACGGAGAGCUGGUGAAUAUCGCCAGCAAGCCCAGUGACAGACAUGUCUUUUUUGUGGACGAUUUGGAUGCUGUGAAGAAAAUAGAAGAACAGCUCAUUACCUUUGUCUGCGAGGCUGCCACUGCCACUUGUCCGUCUGUUUUGAUGAGUGGUAACACAAUGGCAGGUUUCCGUAUGAUGGAGAAGUUUGGCCUUGUGGAGAAGGAGUACAGCAUUAUACCUGGAGUUUCUCUGGAGCCGGGGUCUUUCAACAGCUUCCCGUGUUACAGGUUACACCGUGAUGCCAUGGUGUCACAGCCUACCAAGUACCUUCACCCUGAAGGUUUACCCUCUGACUACACCAUUUCAAUGAUGCUCCGCCUACUGCCGGAGACCCCGCAGGAGCCCUUUGCAUUGUGGGAAAUCCUCAACAAAGCCAACGAGCCAUUGGUGGGACUAAUCCUGGACAACUCUGGAAAGACCUUGACGUUCUUCAACUAUGACUACAAAGGAGACUUCCAAACUGUUACAUUUGAAGGAACAGAAAUCAAAAAGAUCUUCCAUGGCAGCUUCCAUAAGCUCCAUGUAACCAUCAGUAAGACAUCCGUGAAGGUGGUGUUAGAUUGUUCUGUAGUCGGGGAGAAACCCGUCAGUGCAGCCGGUAACAUCACCACAGACGGAGUGGAGAUCCUCGGAAGGAUGUUUCGGUCCAGAGGCACACAGGACAACUCUGCCCCGUUCCAGCUCCAGAUGUUUGACAUCAUCUGCAGUACGUCGUGGGCCAGCAGAGAUAAGUGUUGUGAGCUGCCAGCAUUGAGAGUUGAGGAGCAGUGCCCUCCCAUGCCUCAUGCCUGCACCUGCUCGCAGGACAGCAAAGGACCCCCAGGACCUUCCGGACCCCCUGGCGGUCCAGGCAUAAGGGGUGCCAGAGGAGACAGGGGAGAGCCAGGAGUAACGGGACCUCAGGGGCCGGUGGGAGAAAUUGGCCCUCCUGGACCCGCAGGUCCGCCUGGUCCUCAGGGACCCAGUGGACUCUCCAUUCAGGGCCCCCCGGGUGCUGCUGGAGAGAAGGGAGAGAGAGGGGAGAUCGGUCCACCUGGACAAAUGGGCGUUCCUGGAAGCCCUGGCUCGCCCGGUAGAGACGGCCCCCCAGGAACAAGGGGUCUGCCGGGAAAUAUCGGACCGCAGGGACGACAAGGACCUCCUGGACCUGUUGGAGCCCCUGGUGCACCCGGAGCUCCAGGACCAGGUGGACCAGCAGGGUCCCCGGGAGAUCAAGGACUUCCAGGUCCUGCUGGUACCAAAGGCGAUAAGGGAGAAAGAGGCGAUGUGCAAUCCCAGGCUGCUGUUCGAGCCAUCGCACGGCAAGUGUGUGAACAACUCAUCCAGAGCCACUUGUCUCGCUAUAACUCCAUACUGAACCAGAUCCCCGUCCAGUCUGCAGUGUCGGUCCGAACAGUACCCGGACCACCCGGGGAGCCGGGAAGGAGAGGCCUCCCGGGGCCUCAGGGAGAGCAAGGCCCGCCUGGCAGACCGGGCUUCCCUGGUACCAAUGGCCAGAACGGACGACCGGGAGACAGAGGUCUUCCAGGAGAGAAGGGAGAGAGGGGUAGUCCAGGGGUUGGGAGUCAGGGACCUCGAGGACCACCCGGAUCUCCAGGCCUGCCCGGUGAAGGACGGACAGGUAGCCAGGGUCCACCCGGUCGGCCUGGUACCCCGGGGACAGCGGGGAGGCCGGGAAAUCCAGGUAGCACUGGACCAGCUGGCCCUCCAGGAUACUGUGACCAGAACUCAUGUAUGGGAUACAAUGUCGGAGUCCAACCCCUGCCUCACGGCGGCUACCAGCCCUACAACCCUCCCUACAACCAGCUGUACAACCCCGCUGCAGUGGCUUACAACAACGACCAAGGAGGCGAAGAUGAGGUGGAGGAGGAGGAGGGAGAGGAAGAGCAGGACCCCUAUUACCAUCGUGGUUACCCCCCUCAGUACUACCCCCGACAGCCUUCCCAGUCGGCCCACGGUUACCGCUCGCGCCCCGCCCACUCCGAGGACGUGGAGCUGAGGUCGCCGGGCGUCGCCAGGAGGUUUUCACGUGAUGUCGUCGCCAUGGAGGAGAGCGAGGAGGGAGGACUUUAAGAGGAAGGAUGGACUCACCUAAAGUGCUUGAGCCCUGCACGCCACAACACACCCACACACAAACACGCACAUAUCCACACAUGGAAACAAAUCACAUAUUGACAUACACAUACACCUACCCCAACACCCCACCCCCCACCCCCACCCCCCAAUCUGGAACUGUGGUGAGAACCCCCCUCUUCCCUGUGUCUCCAGUGAGUUUCUCCACCAGGUGAAACAGUGUAAAUAGCUCUGUGGACUCUUGUACGAUAUCUCUGUAAAAAAGGGGGUCCGAAAAGUGCCUGAUCUAUGUUAGCAUCGUCCAGUGGUAAUGUAAAGGUAAGACCUGUUUCUUCCCAUCUUACAGCUGAUUUCAGGACUAAACCCUUCUUCUGUUUUUGUGUGUGAAGCUGCAUGUCUCCUUUGAGCCAACCAGUGAGUGUGUAACUGGAUACGUGCAUCUUGUUUUUGGUUUAAUGUAAUUUAGCUAGAUUAUUUUACAAUUCAAAUCAUUGAGGAUGAUGAGCUGGCAACAUUUGUACAGGCUGCUUUUUAUAAUGAUGAAUCAUGCCCCCCCCCCCAAACACACACUUAUUUCAGUGUUUCAGUGUGUAAAGGAAUAUUGAAAUGUUUUUGAAGAGAUUUCUCCGUACAGUAUUGUGUUGAAUUUGCUUCUCUUUACCAGUGUUUUUGGAUGAACUAUUAUGGGAGUUAAUCUCCAAAAAAUGAAAUGUAGAAGCAGACAUAUCGAAUUUCUGUUACCUAAACACUGUGGAACACAAAUCAAAUUUAUCUUGUAAAUGAUGAGAAAAUCUGGCCACCACAAUGAUAUUUUGUCCUUCCAUAUUUCAUUCUGUUAGUACAAACAUGGAGCAGGUCUGUACUGGGCUUUAAUACUCAGACUUGUGGUGAAUUUAAAGGACAAAUCGGUGUUUGUGUCUUGUGUUGCUGCCCCAGUUUGUUUUGUUUAUUGUUCUUAUGCAAAGUCAGGCCUGCUCACUGUGGAAACACUUUUCUCACCGGUUGACCUUUCGACCUCGUGUCGGAAGGUGGGCCUGGAUCCAAACAGUCUGCUGUCUCACCACAAAGUGUAAACUUUGCCCUCUCCUGCACUGCAGUCUGAAAAAAACAGGCACUGAAGCAACUGAAAGUUUAGCUGUGAGCUGGCCCUGGUCUAUUUGACAUUUAAACUGUCAGACUUGAACAGUUUUAAUAAGGAAUGUGUCUUACCAUCAUGCCCCUUAGUACAAUAUGAACAACUUAUUUAUUUUCUAAUUUGUUUGCUUUUAUAACCAAUAAAUCUGUAAUGAGACUACAACAUUGUGUUUUAGGUCAUUUAACAACACAAAAAAGUCAAACUUAAACUAGAUUCUAGAGCAUUUAUGUAAAAACACUACUAGACAAGAACAGGUUAAUUAACCCUCUGAAGCCUCUAGCUCCAACACCCAUCUCUUCACUGACAUGCUGAUAACACUGACCAACACACCUCAUAAGAUAAUGAGAAUAACAUUGUAACAAUACAUUUUGUUUUUAGUGAGUUGUAUAUAUAUCCUAGGGGCUGAGUUCAGUCAAAUGUACUACAGAAUCCUGCUGUUUCCAGCGUGGAAAUAAAUCCAAAAUUAGCUGUAAUCAGUUAGAUUGGAUGAGGGACAAUUGAUCUAGCCAGUUAUGAUUCCAAAUUGGCACAAACAAAGGAAGAUGCAAAUACUAAAGCUCUUGUUGGUUGUGUUUUUCAUUUGCAAAAUAUGACAAUCUGGUGCCUCAGUUCAGCUUCUACAGUAUGAGGCUGCCUGGAUGUGGAAGUAGUAAGCAUGGCUCCUGUCUGUUGAUAAAGCCGAAGCUCUUGUCUCCAGCACACAGGUGCAGAUUAACAUCAGUUUCUUUUGCAGCGUGGGGACUAAAAUUCACAGUGAAACGAACAUGUAACAAUGGACUGACGAGGCUACUUUUAUUUAAUUGAACGUUUUUAUGUAAAGACAGGUCGUUUUCUACCUGACAUGUUUAGACUGCAGUCUUGGCAGGUGGAACAUAUCGGUUAAAAAAAGCUAAAUGACUGAAAGGGACAAAAAUCUUUAGAGUCUGUGCAACACAAACGGUGUUAUGAAUCAUCCUAAUUAUGCAAAAGUUUGGUUUUGCCCUGUUUCAACAGUGAGAGGUUCACUGAGUGUUUGGUGACCAGGUUCAGUAAACUUAAAACACUCAAAUUCUGCAAGAAAUACACAUUCAGAGUGUCUGAUCAGUUGGCUGCUGCUCUUAGGAUUAAAGGUUGUGCGUUUAAUUGCUGAUAAUUUUUGAAGUCCACAGCCCAGAUGGAAGAGUUAAUGGUAAGAAAUAACUUAACCCUAACACCCAAACUGAAGAUUGAAAAGUGCACUGAGAGAUACUCCUAAUAAGAGGGUACUCAGUGGCAUAGUGGACCUUGACGUAGACCAAAAGGGGCCUCACUGUGCAGAGUCUAAGGGAUCGAAUUCUGCGCGCUACCAGAAC